This is a messenger RNA of Sphaeroforma arctica JP610, 932 nucleotides long. RefSeq lists its product as hypothetical. Lineage: Eukaryota; Ichthyosporea; Ichthyophonida. The record is from RefSeq and is a predicted model, not a curated record. The transcript is spliced from 2 exons. Bases 118 to 465 code for a protein of 115 amino acids.
CAAAAUAAUAAAAUGAUCGUGUGACGCCAUUUUAGAAACAUACUACACGCAUACGCGAUUAUACUGCAUACCCUUGACAACGUUUCUCGGCAAACUUUAAUCAGUAUACAAUACAAUAUGGGGGGUUAUGAUUAUACGAGAUCAUCUCGAAUAGGACCUGUAAAGCGCAAUUGGCUACAAAAGAAGUACUUUCUAUGGGAAGUGACUUUCGCCACAUACAUGCUGGAGCCUUGGGAGCGAUUGUUAUUUGAUAUCAUCUGGUUCACCCUCAGCCUGCUGGCGUUCUAUUCCCUCAGCCUAUUCCUGCCGGACUUCGGUAUCAGCAGGACCAUCUCAACACACAUCAAAGAGUCAGGGGUUAUAGAAUGGGCACAGAUACAAAUGGUACAACUCGUGGACAAGGUACACGGUGUAUCGGAAGACGUCAAAAAACAAGGGGAAUAUGUUAAACAAGCGGCCAGUUAAGCAAUAGGGACUCGAAGCUCAGCGCAACCAUACAGAGCAUAGUUUGGAAGAUUGUGGAAUGCGAUUACGUAUGAACCCUGUACGAACCAUGACCAACUCAAAUAAGUUGCCAACCACCUAUUUAGCAAUAUUAUUAUUAUCUAGAGAGGGUGAAAAGGAUUUACUUUAAAAUGGACAAGUUAGGCAUCAUUCCUUGGCAGCUGUAACCGCUGUCUGGAAGUAUGUCCGGGAUACGACGUAGAAUCGUGCGAAUUUUUUAUCCCCUGGGCCCAACGAGAUUUUUUUGAAAUACUCGAGUGUGGGCGUCUUGCCCAAAAAUGAGAAACUAUCUGUUAUUUAUCUGGAAAAGUUUGUUUCAACAAAAAAAUUCAUCAUCAACUAUACCUUAUCCGUAUUCGUAAUGAAUGAGUCAUCAAUAAAUAUUCGAAACCUUCGACUUUCAAGUUUCAGGCUUUCGGCUAAUCGGC